AUGCCGGACGAUUCCUUUGUGAUUGAUCAUAAGUUAUUGUACAAUGAUUUGGUUGGACUGAUUUGUGAAAGAGUGGGGUGGAAUAGAAAGAAUGUGAAUUUGAGUCUAUCGAUUUUGUAUGAUACGAUGCGCAAUGGUUUUAGGCGUAUCGCCAAAAUCAAGGACGACGCAUCGUUGCAAGUGUUGUAUUUCCUCCCAAGUUCGACAUAUAUUGAUUUGUAUGUAGAUUUGGAGGUGGCGGGUACUUCUAGGUCCCAUUUGGAAGUAGGGACAAGUAGUGGUAGGCCGAAUGUGGAGAAUGUCGAUUACAUGGAAGAUGAUGAUGUGGGUGGACCGUUUAUGGAGGAUGGCGAUCACAUGGAAUAUGAUCACGGUGAAGAUGAUGAGGACUACACAUCGAUAAGUGAUCAAAGCGAUGAAAACCAAUCAAUAUCCGAAGGAAGUCGGGAGAGUGAUGAAGAGGUCGAAGACAAAUUCGCCACAAAGGAUAGGCACAUAUAUCGUUCACGAGAAGAAGCAAAAAAUGGUAUUGCAGCGUGGAACAUAGAGCAAAAGAGAGAGUUUUAUGUGAAGGAAAGUGAUGGUUCAACAUGGUCUAUUUGGUGCAAAUCCCUAAAAGAGUCAACCCCUAAGGGUUAUGUUCCUUGCCGUUGGAAGGUACGUGCCUCCUUGAGAGACCACGGUUUGUGGGAGAUUGUGAAAUGGGUGCCCGAGCACAAUUGUAUGAAUGUCACCGAGGAUAACAAUAAUCGGAAUGUGAGCGCAACGCUUAUUGCGCAUCUCAUAAGGCAUAAGGUUGAGUUGGACCCAGAUUAUGAAGUGAAGCUAGUUCAGGAAGAAGUGAAAGACCGUAUGCAUGUCGAUGUUCCUUACCACAGGGCAUGGGAGGGAAGGAGAAAAGCUAUCGAUCUUGUUUACGGCGACUGGGUUUCCAAUUUUGACAUACUUCCAAGUAACUUGGUGGCGCAGUUUCGAAGUAAAAAGAUCAAAAGGUUGUGUUGGGAGAUGGACACGAAACUUUCUAAGUCUAAAUUCAAAGAACUAAGGAAUGAGCUACGUGAUUUUAGCAAUGAUGCUUAUUUGUAUCUCGAGGAGAUUGAUGCUUGUCAGUGGACUCUUGCCAAAGACAAACACUAUCGUUGGGGUAACCAGACAACGAACAUUUCUGAGAGCUACAACAACGUCCUCAAGGGCGUUCGUUUCUUGCCAAUCCGGGCUUUGGUGGAAGCUACUUUUAUUAAGACUGUGGAUUUGUUCCAGGAAGAAUACGUGAAGUCGAGGAAAUGUAUUACUCCGGUCCCAACUGACUUGUGGGAAGACUUCAAGAAAAAAGAAAAGAAAGCCGCGCAACACAAAGUCAACCGUUAUGGUGCUAUUAAUGGCAAGUUCAAGGUGAAAAGUAGAGCCCGACUUGGUGGGUUGAAAGUGGAUGGUAAGCCUGUGGAGGGGAUGACACCUGAGAAUUCUAUGGCACAGUGGAUGGCAUUGUGCUUUAGAUUGUUGGGAAUUACACCCGUUAGUGACAUGUUUGAUGGGAAUAAGAUUUAUGCAGAGUGUUUAAUCAACGAGUGUCUGCGUCCGAUCCCAGAAAAUGUCCCAAGAGAAGCCUAUACACAGAGGGCCCGUGAAUUACUGUUACUACUGAUUGGAGGUUUCUUGAUUCCUGACAAUACGGGAAACAGAAUACCACUUUGGAUCCCGACAAUACUCGAGGAUUUGGAUGUCAUGCUACCUACGGUUGGGGUCACUGUUUUAGCUAAGUUGUACUUUGCUCUGUGUCAAGCUUCCGCGCCCGGGAAAAAAGACAUUACCGGAUGUUAUAUGCUGAUGCAGUUAUGGGUUUGGGAGCGUAUCCCAAGACUUCAACCAAAGAGGAAGGUUAAAGAUGAGAGUUACUUGGUGCCGGACGCACCAUUAGGCAAUAGGUGGAAAUGCCCAAAAUCCAAAGCGAACAUCGCCGCUCAUUGUGUUGCUGGCAUCAGGGAUCAGUUAUCUAGCCUAAGGGAUGGAGAUUUUCUAUGGACUCCAUACACUCCCUUCAUCGACGAUCUCCCUGAUUUCUGUAAAGAGGGAGUUAAUUUCUACCUCUGUAGGACGUGGAUCUUUUGUUGGGCCAUUAGAGAACCAUACGAGCCCAAUCGGGUCCUUCGUCAAUUUCAAUGCGUCCAAACUGUGCCAGAGUACCCGUUAAUCAAUGACAUUGAUCGCUGGAAUGCGAUACACCACGGAUGCCUUGGGACUGGAAAGGCAUAUGAUGAUUGGGUGCAAAAACACACUGAGGUACGACCUCAUUGGAAUGUGAGAGAUCAGCACGUGGUCCCUCAUGAAUUGGGUGAUCCGGAACUAGUCUUCCAAUCUCGUGACAUAUAUCAUCUCGAUGCAGCCUUACGGGAAAAUCCAAGCCUUGGUGGUAGUCUAGAGGAUAAACUCUUCCAAAUCUUCGACAAGAGUUUCGGUGCCACGACUUUGGGCCCACGUGAUAUGAGCACUCGGUCCGAUACUCAAGUUCUUGAAAAAGACCCCGAGUCAAGUCAAAAUGUGGUACUCACGCAGAAAACAACAUCGAAGCCUCUUGGAGGAGGAAGGAGGAAGCGACCGGGAAUUUCAGAUCGAACAAUCAUAGUUCAUCCUAAUCCAACUCCGAUGCAAGAAGAUGAUGAAAAUGAUGAAGGCAAUGAAAGCGAUGAGGAUUACUACAAUAGGGGCGAAGAAGAAAAAGAAGAAGAAGAAGAGUCCUCUCCGCCUCGUGUUUCUUCCCAAAAGAAAAAGAAAACGGUCGAGGUUCGCAAGAGUGAUAGGGUUAGUAAACCGGCCAAGAAGUAUACUCCCGGCGAUGGGGCUACAAGGAAGAAAAGGUCCUCAAAGUAA
This is a messenger RNA of Oldenlandia corymbosa var. corymbosa, 2868 nucleotides long. The record is from the annotation of a GenBank genome assembly. Lineage: Eukaryota; Viridiplantae; Streptophyta; Magnoliopsida; Gentianales; Rubiaceae.